GAGCGGCCCGCGGGCCGCCAUGUACGCGGGGCUGCAGGAGCUGGGGGUGGCCAACGGCGAGGACCUCAAGGAGACGCUCACCAACUGCACGGAGCCGCUCAAGGCCAUCGAGCAGUUCCAGACCGAGAAUGGCGUCCUGCUGCCCUCGCUGCAGUCGGCGCUGCCCUUCCUGGACCUGCACGGCACCCCCCGGCUCGAGUUCCACCAGUCCGUGUUCGACGAGCUGCGGGAGAAGCUGCUCGAGAGGGUCUCGGCCAUCGCUUUGGAGGGGAAGCUUGAGGAAAGAUACAAGAAGCUGGAGGAUCUGCUAGAGAAGAGCUUUUCCCUGGUGAAGAUGCCUUCCAUCCAGCCGGUUGUCAUGUGUGUCAUGAAGCAUCUGCCCAAGGUGCCUGAAAAGAAGCUCAAGUUAGUAAUGGCAGAUAAGGAUUUGUACAAAGCAUGUGCUGUGGAGGUGAAGCGCCAGAUCUGGCAGGAUAACCAAGCCCUGUUUGGUGAUGAGGUGUCUCCGCUGCUGAAGCAAUACAUCCUGGAGAAGGAAAACAUUCUCUUCAGCAAUGAUGUUUCUGUCCUGCACAACUUCUUCACCCCGUCUCCCAAAACAAGACGUCAAGGAGAGGUGGUUCAGAAGCUGACCCAGAUGAUUGGGAAGAACGUGAAGCUCUAUGAUAUGGUGUUACAGUUCCUGAGAACUUUGUUCCUCCGGACAAGGAAUGUUCAUUACUGCACGCUGCGGGCGGAGCUCCUGAUGUCACUGCAUGACCUGGAUAUCAGUGAAAUCUGCACCGUUGACCCAUGUCAUAAGUUCACUUGGUGCCUUGAUGCCUGCAUUCGAGAGAAGUUUGUGGACAACAAGAGAGCUCGGGAGUUGCAAGGGUUUCUGGAUGGAGUGAAGAAAGGACAGGAGCAAGUGUUGGGGGACUUAUCGAUGAUCUUGUGUGAUCCCUUUGCCAUUAACACCUUAGCCUUGAGUACCAUAAGGCACUUACAAGACCUGGUUGGGCAGGACACCCUACCCAGGGAAAGCCCAGAUCUGCUGCUGCUCCUUCGGAUGCUGUCUCUGGGACAGGGAGCUUGGGACAUGAUUGACAGCCAGGUCUUCAAGGAGCCCAAAAUGGAAGCUGAACUGAUCACAAAGUUCUUACCCAUGGUGAUGUCCUUUGUGGUGGAUGACCACAUGUUCACCGUAGAUCAGAAACUGCCCUCGGAAGAGAAGGGGCCGAUUCCUUAUCCCAGCGCGAUUCCCGAAGCUUACACCAAAUUCUUGCAGGAGAAUAGAAUAGCUUGCGAGAUUGGGUUGUAUUACUUCCUUCACAUCACUAAACUGAGGAACAAGAAUGCUUUCCUUCGGCUUCUGCCAGCACUAGCUGAGACAUUCAGUGACUUGGCCUUCAGUGAUAUUUUUCUGCAUUUGCUCACUGGAAACCUCACGCUGCUGGGUGAUGAAUUUGCACUUGAGGAGUUUUGUUCCAGUCUCUUUGAUGGCUUUUUUCUCACAGUCUGCUCAAGAAAGGAGAAUGUACAUAGACAUGUCCUAAGACUGCUGCUUCAUCUCCAUCACAAAGUGGCUCCUACGAAGUUAGAGUCUCUCCAGAAGGCUUUGGAACCCACCAAGCAGAGCGGAGAAGCUGUCAAGGAGCUUUAUAACCAACUCACUGAGAAGCUGGAGCUUCGCAAGCCCAGUCCAGCCGAAGUGACUGAGACUCCCCCCAUGGAACUGCCCUUGCCCGCUGUGCCCACGCCAACCUCGCGCUGAGCUCAGGCUCUAGUGCAGGAGGGAGAUGGGAGAAAAGCUAACCUGGUGCCCGGGGCGGGGAGGCCUCGCACUGCCUUGCCCAGCCUCUCUGCCUGCAGCAGGGAAAAGCCCCUGAAGCCCUUUCAGGAGACGCUGCAAAUUGCCCUGCUCGCUGGCACUGGCUGGUUAGAAAACUUGGUAUGCAGUGCAUUGCAAAGGUUUACUUUUCUUAAAGAUAGCUGAGUGUCGUCUUGUAGAUCAGCUUAAAUUUGACCUGUACAUUUUUUUUUUCAAAAAGAAAAGGCAUAUUUUUAA
Messenger RNA from Nothoprocta perdicaria, 2047 nucleotides. RefSeq names its product negative elongation factor complex member B (gene NELFB). Gene Ontology annotation, cellular component: nucleus; NELF complex. Lineage: Eukaryota; Metazoa; Chordata; Aves; Tinamiformes; Tinamidae. The record is from RefSeq and is a predicted model, not a curated record. Bases 20 to 1753 code for a protein of 577 amino acids. The transcript has 13 exons. Gene Ontology annotation, biological process: negative regulation of transcription elongation by RNA polymerase II.